CACCCUUCUCUUCCCUUUCCCACCUUAUAAAUUUCUCUGCAUAAACUCACUCAUUCAUAUUCACUCUCUAUCAACCACCAUUCUCUCUAGUCAUGGCAACGGUGAAGGUCCAUGGUAGCGUUUUUUCAACGGCCUCACAGCGAGUUUUGGUUUGCCUCCAUGAAAAAGAACUCGACUUUGAGUUUGUUCCGGUUGACAUGAGCUCUGGUGACCACAAAAAACCACCUUUCCUUUCCCUCAAUCCAUUUGGUCAAUUGCCAGCAUUUGAAGAGGGAGAUUUGAAGCUCUUUGAGUCAAGGGCAAUUACCCAAUACAUAUCACACACUAAUCCAAACAAAGGGAACCAACUAAUAUGCCAAGACCCAAAAAAGAUGGCAAUCAUGUCUGUGUGGAUGGAGGUUGAAGCUCACGAGUUUGACCCUCCAUCUUCAAAGCUCGCUUGGGAGCAAGCCUUCAAGCCAAUGUUUGGUAUGACAACUGAUGUCGCGGUGGUGGAAGAGAAUGAGGCUAAGCUGGCUAAGGUUUUGGACAUCUAUGAGGCUCGGCUGGCUCAGUCAAAGUAUAUGGGUGGAGAUUGCUUCACCUUGGUGGAUCUGCACCACCUUCCUAACAUCCAGUACUUGAUGGAUACUCAGUCCAAGAAGCUCUUUGAUUCGCGGCCACAUGUCCGCACCUGGUGCUCUGAUAUCCUGGCAAGGCCGAAUUGGUUGAAGGUUGUUGCCAUGAAAAAUAACUAGCAUUUUCAAUUUUCGAUCUGCUUUGUCUUGAUCUGUCUUCUUCUCUUGUAUGAAGAAAGCAUAAACCUUAUGUUUUGAUCAUAAAUAACUUGCUAUGUCAAGGUCAAGAAUCCUGUUGACCAUUACUAUGUCUUAAGUUUCUUCUUGUUUGGAUUA
This is a messenger RNA of Camellia sinensis, 893 nucleotides long. RefSeq names its product glutathione S-transferase PARB. The record is from RefSeq and is a predicted model, not a curated record. Lineage: Eukaryota; Viridiplantae; Streptophyta; Magnoliopsida; Ericales; Theaceae. Gene Ontology annotation, biological process: glutathione metabolic process. Gene Ontology annotation, molecular function: glutathione transferase activity; glutathione binding. Gene Ontology annotation, cellular component: cytoplasm.